CGACCGCGUUCAUGUUGCACGCACGAGCCAUGAUUUGAAUUGCGCUCGCUCGUGCCGCGUAGUCGUUUUUUAUUUUUUUUUUAAAUUUACCCUCUUACGUUUCUCCUCGCAUUCGGCCUCUCUACGCGCGCGCAUCUCUUGCGCGUGGGGACGGAAAUUCGGUUUCUUCGUUUUCGGGAAAUUCGGCGGACGUGUGAGAGGAUCACCGGAGAAUUCACACCACACACACACACACACUUGACAUACACCUGCGUGCAAAGUGCGUGUCUGUGAUACCCCUUCUCCCCCGAGAGAGCGCGGGUGAAAGAGAGCGCGAGAAAGAGAGAGAGAGAGAGAGAGAGAGAGAGCGAGACACGAAGUAAAAGGAGAGACACGACGGCGUGCGAUGGCUGCGCGGCCACGCAUUGGCCCUUCCGGUGGUGAACGCGCUUCCGGAAUUGCCCAGGACUUUGUCGGGGCGCGAUGGACUACCAGGACGAUGCUCGCCGUCGCGGCGGCGCUCGCCGUCCUCCUCUGCGUCACUGACGUCACGGCCAUUAGAUCGGGCGAUGGCUGCGGGAAUGGCAUGUUCAUGUGCAACGACGGCGUAUGCAUCCAGUCCAUUCUCGUCUGCGACUAUCGUGGCGACUGCGCUGAUAAUAGCGACGAGAUGCAGUCGUGUCCGCCGCCCGAAUGCGAUAUCGGUCAGAUCACGUGUGGCCAGUAUAGUUUCAACAAGACAUACUGUAUACCCCCGCAUCAACGAUGCGACAUGACCGUCGAUUGCGUCGACGGCACUGACGAGGACGGCUGUACGUACAGAAAAUGUCAGCCGGACGACUUCAGAUGCGUCGGCACCACGCCGGAGCUGUGCAUACCCAAAGAGAAAAGAUGCGAUGGUUACCUAGACUGCCGAAACGGCAGGGACGAGGAAGGAUGCAUAAACUUGUCGAAGCCGGCCUGCCGGCUGGACCAGUUCAGAUGUAACACCACGCAGCGUUGCAUUGACCAAAGCGUGAGGUGUAAUCACAGGGACAACUGUGGCGACAACAGCGACGAGGAGCAUUGCAAUUUCCCGCCUUGCACCAACGAUCAGUUCCGGUGCGCCAAUGCGCUCUGCAUCCCUAUAGCAUAUCAAUGCGAUAGUUACAAUGACUGCAACGAUAAUUCGGACGAGCGUUCCUGUACAAUGACAGUUUGUCCAGGAAAUAAGUUUAUGUGCCCAAAGGGUGCACCAGAUGGCAAGCCAUUGUGCAUCAAUCAGUCUCAACUGUGCAAUGGAAAACAGGACUGCGAGGACGGGGCGGACGAGGAAGCGGCAUGCUCGACGAGUAUGUGCAGCCUGCUUGGGUGCCAGCACAAAUGUCAAGCGUCGCCCACUGGAGGGACUUGUUAUUGUCCUGAGGGAAGAAUCCUGUCCAAUGAUUCAAGGACCUGCAUCGAUCGGGACGAAUGCUCGGAGUGGGGCUUCUGUGAACAGCUGUGCGAAAACAACGACGGUUCGUACACGUGUAGCUGCGUGCCCGGCUACACCCUUCACGGUCGCAACAAGUGUCGCACCCAGAACAGUUCUUCCCUGGAGCUUCUGCUCGCCCAGGACCGCGCGGUGUGGCGGCUGAGCGCCAACGGCGAGGAUCGCAGGAUAAUCGCGAAUACGACCGGUGCCAGCGGGCUGGACUACAUGUACUCGCGGGGUUUGCUCUUCUGGAGCGACUUGAAGACGCGGAAGGUACACUCGGAGUCUCUGAACUUCGGCAACGUGGUACGGAAGGCGGACAUCAGCAUGGCGGGCUCCUGGGGACCCGUGUCCAUCGCGGUCGAUUGGGUCGGUGAUAAAUUGUACGUGGCGGACUCCAUCGUGCAGAAGGUGGACGUAUUCGAGCUGGACGGACGCUAUCAUGGAAUCGUCGUCGGCUCCAAUCUCACUAACCCGGCUGACAUCGCGUUGGAUCCCACGAGAGGCCUCAUGUUCAUCGCCGAUAGCAAGCAGGUUCUCCGCACCAACAUGGACGGCACCAACGCGUUCCCCGUCGUCUCGGAAGCGGCUUACAAAGUCUCCGGCGUGGCCGUCGAUAUUAUCGCCAAACGGAUUUAUUGGUGUGACUCGCUGUUGGACUACAUCGAAACGGCGGACUACAGGGGUCGCCACAGGGUCAUGAUUCUCAGAGGAUCUCAAGUGCCAUCCCCAAUCAGGCUCACCCUUUUCGAGAACAGGAUUUACUGGUCGGACAGCAGCAAGCAGGCCGUCAUGAGCGUCGACAAAACUCAGGGAGACUACUCCAUCCAGAGCGUGUUUAAGGUGCGCGACGCUAAAGCUAUAAAAGCGUUGCAUCCGCUCGUGCAGCCCGCCGUUUCCAAUCCUUGUGGCAACAACAACGGCGGCUGCCAGCAUAUGUGCAUCGUUACCGCCUCCAGCGAUCAGAGCAACCGACUGGGCUACCGUUGCGCUUGCCAGAUCGGCUGGCGGUUGGCGAGCGACAUGAGGAACUGCAACUUGGUGCAGGAGUUCCUCAUGUACUCUCAGCAAAGGUUCAUCAAAGGCCGCGUACUCGACCCGGUGAUGGAAGGUUUCAGCGACGCCAUCUUGCCGGUGGUGUCCAGGCGGGCGCGCUUCGUCGGACUGGAUUAUGACGCGCACGACCAGUACAUUUACUACAGCGAUGUUCUUCAAGACGUCAUAUACAGGGUGCAUCAGAACGCGACCGGACGGGAGAUCGUCCUGGCUAGCCAGAACGAAGGGGUGGAAGGUCUUGCGGUCGACUGGGCUGCGAAGAACUUGUACUACAUCGAUUCGCGCAAAGGCACGCUGAACGUCCUCAGCACUCGGAACGUCACGUAUCGGCGGACGCUACUGAAGAACCUGAAGCGUCCUCGCGCGAUCGUCAUCCACCCGAACCAUGGUUACAUCUUCUUCUCGGAAUGGGACCGUCCAGCCAACAUCAGCAGGGCUCACGCGGACGGCUCGAACCUGGUAGUUUUCAAGAAUCUAACUUUGGGCUGGCCGAACGGCCUGGCAAUUGACUUCAGCAAGGACCGACUGUACUGGUGCGACGCUCUGUUGGAUCACGUGCAGCACUCAAAUCUAGACGGCACGGACGUGCGGACGGUGGACUCGAGAUUGAUACGACAUCCGUUUUCCAUUGCCAUUCAUGAGAUUUGGAUGUACAUCACCGAUUGGCGUCUGGACGCCAUUAUUCGGCUUCAUAAGGAGACCGGCGAGCAGGAAGCCAUCUUAGUCCGUGAGCCGGCCACCAACAGACUCUACGGCGUGAAGGUCUUCAGCCGUGAUAUUCAGGUCACGGCGCGCAAUCAUCCUUGCAGCAUUAACAAUGGGGGCUGCGACAAACUUUGUUUCGCCAUCCCGGAUAAUUCCUCACAGUCCGACGGCAUUGUUUUCCCUGGUAUACUGCCCUCGCCGAAGCUCACUCAAGUAUGCGGAUGCCCCUACGGGGAGCGUCUUCAAGGCAACGGCAGGAGUUGCGCAGCGGAUCCCGAUGGGGAGCCACCCUUGCAAGCUUGCCCGCAUACUUGGGACUUCACUUGCGCCAAUCAGAGAUGUGUGCCGAAGUCCUGGGUGUGCGACGGCGAGAACGACUGUCUCGACAACAGCGACGAGACGCAGAACUGCACGAAGCCAACUUGCGGUACGAACGAGUUUCAGUGCAAGUCCGGCCGCUGCGUGCCAAUAACAUUCCACUGCGACUCCGAAAACGACUGCGGCGAUUACAGCGACGAGGUGGGCUGUCCAAAUAUAACGUGCAGCUCGAACCAGUUUGCCUGCGCCAACAAUCGGUGCAUCCCGUUGAACUGGAAGUGCGACUCCGAGAACGACUGCGGCGACAAUUCCGACGAGGGUGAAUUCUGCGCAGCGAAAACCUGCUCGUACUUCCAGUUCACCUGUCCACGCUCGGGCCACUGCAUACCGCAGUCUUGGGUGUGCGACGGCGACAGUGACUGCUUCGACCAGCAGGACGAGAUGGACUGUCCGCCGGUUACUUGUCUCAGCACGCAGUUCACGUGUGCGGAUCAGAAGAUGUGUGUUUUAGCGUCGUAUAAGUGUGACGGUAUCAGUGACUGCAAUGACGGUUCCGACGAAGUGGGCUGCCCGUCGUUGGCACCGGAUCAGUGCAAUCCCGACAAACAGUUCCAAUGUGUCGGCUCAGCCAUCUGCAUACCUAAAAGUUGGUACUGCGACGGUACCGCAGAUUGCCCCGACAAGUCCGACGAGCCGGAGUCCUGCGGAAAGAUCGACUGUCAGCCUGGAUUCUUCAGAUGCCAGAACGACAAGUGCGUGUUCAAGGCGUAUAUCUGUGACGGCAAAGACGACUGCGGUGACGGUUCGGACGAGAGCACCGAGCUGCACGCAUGCGGACCUCCUCCGUUCAAAUGCGACUCCCAGCAGUGGAAGUGUCCGAACGUGACGAAUCGUUGCGUGCCGACGAGUAGCGUGUGCGACGGCAAGGUGGAUUGCCCGAAUGGCGGAGACGAGGGAUUCGGCUGCGUUCUCUCCGAAUGCAUCCUCCAAGGUGGACUGUGCACCAAUGGCUGCAUGAUGACUCCGAUUGGCGCGCAAUGUGUUUGUCCGGCUGGCGAAGAGCUCGAUGGUGACGGUUUCGCGUGUCACGACAUGAACGAGUGCGAACCGCCGGGUAAAUGCUCGCAGAUCUGCGUGAACACGAAGGGCAGCUAUUACUGCGACUGCACGGAGGGUUACAUGUUGGAGAAAGACAAGCACACCUGCAAGGCGUACAAUCACAGCGCCGCCUUCUUAAUUAUUUCCAACAGGCACACCAUUCUGGUGGCUGAUCUUCAGGACCAAGCGCUCGAACGAGUUCCUAUCAAUGUGGAGAACGUGGUGGCGACCGCCAGCAAUAUGCACACCGGUACUAUCUUCUGGUCCGAUAUGAAGCUAAAGAGAAUCUCGCGGUUGGACCGAGGUAGUGAUCCCCAGGACAUUAUCAGUACCGGCCUAGACCUGGUGGAAGGUCUCGCUUACGACUGGAUCGGUCAUAAUCUGUACUGGCUGGACUCGAAGCUGAAUACGAUUGAAGUGGCGAAAGAAAACGGAGUUGGAAGGAUGGUACUCGUUAAGGAGAACAUCACGCAACCCCGUGGUAUGUGUCUGGAUCCCAGUCCACGAGCGAGAUGGCUCUUCUGGACCGAUUGGGGGGAGAACCCUAGAAUCGAAAGAAUCGGAAUGGACGGCAAUAACCGAUCGACUAUCAUCAACACGAAGAUCUAUUGGCCUAACGGCUUGGCUCUGGAUAUCGCGAACCGUAGAAUCUACUUUGCAGACAGCAAGCUGGACUUUAUCGACACUUGUCUCUAUGACGGCAGUAAGAGGAUCCAAGUUUUAGCCAGCUCCCAUUACCUCCUGCAUCCUCACUCUCUCACACUCUUCGAGGACACUAUGUAUUGGACUGACAGGCAGCUCAAUCGGGUGCUGUCAGCGCACAAGUUCAAGGGCUCCAAUCAGACGGUGGUGUCGCAUUUAAUCUCGCAGCCUCUCUCCAUACACGUGCAUCACCCGGUACUGCAGCCGAUCACUCCGAAUCCUUGCGCCAAUGCGAUGUGUGAACACCUGUGUCUUUUAUCGCACAACAGUCCAACGGGAUACAGUUGCAAGUGCCAAGUUGGAUUCAAAUUGUCGCCCGAUGGCCGAUGCACGGAAGAAGAAACGCCAUACUUGAUGAUCCUACGAGGGUCUCAGAUUGUUGACGUUUCCUUGACGCCCGGAGAAGUCAAAACUGGAUAUAUCACACCCGUAGUCGGCGUGGAAGGCGGCAGAUUCAUCGAUUACGACCGAAAUAAUCGUAUCAUCUACUGGCUGCAAGGUAAAGACGGCGACGACGAGAAUGGCACAGUUUACACCAUUCCCUACAACGGUGGUAACAGGACAGAGUUCCCUAAUCCGGAAGGCGACAGUGGCAUCGUCGGUUCACCAUCCACCAUGGCGUUGGACUGGCUUGGCCGCAAUUUGUUUAUUGGCAACAAGUUUGCAUCCAACAUCGAGGCCAUUAAGUUGGACGGCAAAACGCGGUUUCGUACGAUAAUUUUGGCGAACGAUGGCAACCGGACGUCGGUCUCUAAGCCGAAAGCAAUGUGCGUGGAUCCCAUUGACGGUCAGGUGUUUUGGGUGGACGAGGGUGGUUUCGGAGUGCCGCAGAAGAUCGGACGAGUAAAUAUGGACGGUAGUAACCCGUUAAUUCUCGUGGAAAACUUGGAACGUCCCGAGGCCAUCACUAUCGACAUUCCCAGCAAGACGUUGUACUUUUCCUCGCAAAAUCCGUCUUUUAUCAAGGCCAUGUCGACGGACGGCCUGAACGUCCGCACCAUCCUCACUGCGGCGAAUAACCUGAUGUUGCCGAAGGCGUUGGCCGUGCACGAUUCUCGUUUGUACUAUUUGGAUCCACGUUACGAUAAGGUCGAGCGUGUCGAUCUGCCUAACGGCGACAAUCCGGUCACUCUCAUCGAUAAUGACUCUGAGCUUCGCACUCUGACUAUUUAUAAGAAACGCGCCACCGGAUCUCACCCUUGUCUCAUCAACAACGGCGGCUGCGAGCAGCUGUGUCUACCCGCGUCGGGAGGCACUCGUGUUUGCGCCUGUGGAAUGGAAUACAGGAAGAUCAGUGAUACCAGGUGUGAACCUUACAAGACAUUCGCGGUGGUCACUCAGCUGGACGUUGCCAGAGGCUACAGUCUCAAGGAUUCCAAGGAGGCCAUGAUACCCAUCGCUGGAGUUGGUCAUCACAUUCUGCAUGUGGACGUGCAUUAUGCGGGCAAUUGGAUAUAUUGGGUGGAGUUCAACCGAGGCAUUUGGAAUGGUAUCUUCAGGAUACGACCCAACGGCACGGAAUUGCAACAAGUGGUCAAACAGGGAAUCGGUUCCAACGGAAUCCGCGGCCUGGCCGUGGACUGGAUCGCCGGAAACUUGUACUUUGCUAAUGUCUUUCCCCAUGACAACUAUGUGGAGGUUUGCUGGUUGGAUGGCUCCAACCGGAAAGUACUUGCAAAGACGACCACGGAUGCUCCUCGCGAGCUCGCUGUGAACCCCAUCAAGCGAUAUCUGUAUUGGAUCGAUUACGGACAGUAUCCUCGAAUAGUCAAGGCCUUCCUCGAUGGCAGCAACUGGUUCCCCAUCGUGACGUCCGGUAUCAGCACACCGCGCGAUCUCACCAUCGAUCCCGCGACGCACGAUAUUUACUGGGUGGACUCGAAACUGGACACCAUCCAGAAAGUGUCCUACACCGGCGGGAAUCGGGAGAUCAUCCGCAGGAAUUUGCCGAAUCCAAUGGGCGUCGCCAUUUUCGGCGGAGAUGUCUAUUGGGUGGACCGGAAUUUAGCCACCGUCUUCAGAGCGAGCAAAUUGAAGGGCAAUACCAGUCUUCCGAUGCCUGUGAGAACUAAUCUGCAGAAGCUGAGAGACAUCGCCAUCUUUGACCAGAGCAGUCAGCCGUCUGAUCGAAGCAAUCCUUGCGCGCAGGAGCUGAGUGGCAGCUUAUGCUCUCAGCUGUGCUUCGCUUUCCCGAAGGACAAUCCGAAGCCGUUCACUUGCGACUGCGCGGUGGGCAAACUGUCCGCCGACGGCCACACCUGCGAGAACGUCGAGGAGUACUUGGUUUUCGCCACGCGAACGGAGAUUCGCGCCAUCAACCUGGACCCGCACAAUACGAACGUGCCUUUCGCGCCGGUUGGCAAUCUGACGAACGUGGUCGGUGUGGACUUCGAUUAUCAGGAUAAGAAGCUAUUGUUCACUCAGAUUCGCCCUUGGGCGAAGAUCGCGUGGACGCCGGCCGACCGGCCAGCCUCGUCCGAUCUGCACACGCUGAUCAGCAAAGGAAUUAAUCCCGAGGGCAUCUCCUACGAUUGGACUCAGAAGAAGGUGUAUUGGACGGACUCGUCCAACAACAGUAUCUACGCGAUGGACAUCGACGGGUCGAACUUGGUGAUGAUCGCGCGCGUAGAUCGCCCGCGUGCGAUCGUGGUCGAUCCCUGCAACGGUUCGCUUUACUUCACCGAUUGGGGCCGCUUCGGGACGUCCGGGAAGAUCUUCAAGACGACCAUGGCGGGAUCGCUGAAACACGCCAUCAUCGACAAGGAUCUGUCGCAACCCAGCGGUCUGGCGAUCGACUACGACGACCGGAUGUUAUACUGGACCGAUGCUGUGCGCGAGAAAAUCGAGCGGUCCGAUCUCGAAGGAAAUAACAGGGAGGUUCUAGUUAGCGCUACCAUCUACCCCUUCGCCAUCACCGUGUUUCGGGAGCAUAUCUAUUGGACGGAUCUGCAGCUUCGUGGGGUUUAUCGAGCGGAAAAGCACACCGGGGCCGAUAAGAUCGAGCUGGUGAAGCGGCUGGAGGAUUCCCCGCGCGACCUUCACGUCUUCUCCGCCGCCAGGCAACAGUGCACCGUUAAUCCCUGCAACAUCAAUAACGGCGGCUGUGAUCAGUCCUGCCAUCCAGGCCACAACAGCUCCGCCGAGUGCAAGUGCGACGACAACAGCCGGCUGGUGAACGAGAACAGGAUGUGCGUGUCGAAGAAUGUUACCUGCGACGCCAGCAAGUUCGCCUGCAGGAACGGCAGGUGCAUCUCCAGGAUGUGGGCUUGCGACGGCGACGAUGACUGCGGCGACGGCUCCGACGAGAACACGAAUUAUUGUUCCUAUCACUCGUGCAGCCCGAACGAGUUCCGUUGCAACAACGGCCGGUGCAUCUUCAAAACGUGGAAGUGCGAUCACGAGAACGACUGUCGGGACGGUAGCGACGAGGAGGGCUGCGUUUAUCCGCCCUGCGCGCCAGGCGAAUUCACCUGCGCCAACUAUCGUUGCAUCCCGCAGUCGCAGGUGUGCAACGGCAUCAACGACUGCAAGGACAAUGUCACCUCGGACGAGACUCACGAGCGUUGUCCUCGCAACACCACGUGUCCCCUGAAUCACCUUAAGUGCGAGAAGACGAACAUCUGCGUCGAACCUUACUGGCUUUGUGACGGUGACAAUGACUGCGGCGACAAUAGCGAUGAGAAUCCUAUCCAUUGCGCCCAGAGGACUUGCCCGCAAAAUAGUUUCCGCUGUCCUAAUCAUAGGUGCAUUCCAGCUACUUGGUAUUGCGACGGAGACGACGACUGCUUGGACGGGAGCGACGAGCCUCCUGGUUACUGCCAGUCCGAGGGUAGGACAUGCUUCGGUGACUUGUUCACGUGCGACAACGGCAACUGCAUCCCUAGAAUCUACAUAUGCGACGGGGACAAUGACUGUCUGGACAACUCCGAUGAGGACGAACGUCAUCAAUGCAACGACAGAAAAUGCGACGAAGAGACCGAAUUCACUUGCGACGCGAACAAGAUGUGGAACCGCGCUCAGUGCAUUCCGAAGAAAUGGCUGUGCGACGGAGACCCGGACUGCGUUGACGGGGCCGACGAGAAUGUGACCUUGCACCAUUGCCCGGCGCCGACGCCGUGUGCCGAGAAUCAGUUCACCUGCAACAACGGCCGAUGCCUGAAUCGCAGCUGGCUGUGCGAUCAUGACAACGAUUGCGGCGACGGUAGCGACGAGGGGAAUUUCUGCAACUCCCAAUACAAGCAGUGCAACAGCCAAGAGUUCACCUGUCAGAAUUUCAAAUGCAUACGCAAGCAGUUCCGCUGUGACAACCAAGACGACUGCGGUGACCACUCGGACGAAGUGGGAUGUCCGUCUAAAGCGAAGAACACCACGUGUCCGAAUCCGAAGGACUUCAUGUGCGCGAACGGCAUCUGCAUCGACUCGCAGCUGGUGUGCAACAAGGAGCCGGACUGCACCGACGAGAGCGACGAGCCCCUGCAUUGCAACGUGGACGAGUGCGCUCGUAUCGAGUUGAAUCAGUGCGGGCACAAGUGCGUGGACACCCCGACGAGCUUCUACUGCGAAUGCAAUCCCGGCUACAAGCUGUUGGCCGACGGCAAGGCCUGCGACGACAUCGACGAGUGCAUCGAGACACCUCAGGUGUGCAGCCAGCAAUGCGAGAACACGCCCGGCGGUUAUUACUGCAAGUGCAACGAACGCUGGUACGAGAGAGAGGCCGACGAGCACACGUGCAAGCGCAGGGACAACAUUCAGCCGUGGAUCGUAUUCACGAACAAGUAUUACGUUAGAAACAUGUCGAUCGACGCGCGCAAUUACAGCCUGAUGCAUCAGAACCUGGUGAACGUCGUUGCGCUGGACGCGGAUUACGCAAUGCAAAUGCUGUACUUCUGUGACGUCACCGCGAAGACGAUAUACAGAGCGCCGAUAAACGGUGGCGAAAGGGAGGCCAUCAUUCGCCACGAUAGUUUGGGUCUGGAAGGGAUAGCCAUCGACUGGGUCGGCCGGAAAUUAUAUUGGUUGGAUCGGCAUGCGAAACAUUUGGACGUAUCCGAGCUCGACGGUACCAACAGGAAGACCCUGCAGUCCGGAAUAGCGGAUCCACGCGCGAUCGCGGUCCACCCUGGCACCGGAUACCUGUACUUCACAUCGUGGCACCUUCAGGCGUACAUCGGCAAGAUGGGCAUGGACGGUAGCAACUUCACUCGAAUUCUUACGUGGGAGGACGACAUCGCCUGGCCGAACGCCCUGACAAUCGACUACUUCACCGACCGUAUUUUCUGGGCGGACGCUCACCUGGACUACAUCGCAUUCGCAGACCUGGAAGGCCACAAUCGGCGGAUCGUUCUGUCGGGCACUUCCGUGCCGCACGUCUUCGCCAUUACCGUGUUCGACGACUUCAUUUACUGGACCGAUUGGAAUCUGAAGGCUAUCAGCAAGGCGGAGAAGUUCUCCGGCGCUCGUCUGAAGAUGUUGCGCAACACCACUCAUCGGCCUUACGACAUCCACGCGUACCACCCUCUCCGGCAGCUGCCUUACAACAACCCUUGCUCCGAGAAGAACGGUGGCUGCUCCCACCUGUGCCUGAUCGCGCCGCCCGCCAGCUCAUACCUGCUCGAAGGAUACGGCCAACCUGGAGUUACGUCCUUCAAGUGCAAGUGCCCGAACCAGUUCAUCCUGGACAAGGACGGCAAGACGUGCAUCUCGAACUGCACAGCGGGCCAGCAUCGUUGCGGACCGCCCGACGAGAAGUGCAUCCCUUGGUAUUGGAGGUGCGACGGGGAGAAGGACUGCAAGGACGGCUCCGACGAGUCGCCGAGCUGCCCGGCGAGGAAUUGCGCGGCGAGCAUGUUCCAGUGCGUGAACGGGAACUGCACGUCGACCGUGACGAUUUGCGACGGGGCCGACGAUUGCGGCGACAAGAGCGACGAGGCCAAGUGUGCGCUCGAGUGCGGGGAGCUCGAAUUCAAGUGCAAGUCCAACGGUCGUUGCAUACACGACUCCUGGAAGUGCGACGGAGAUGCUGAUUGCAAGGACGGCAGCGAUGAGGACCCCUCUAUUUGUCGCAAGCAAGCAUGCGACCAGAGCACUGAAUUCAGCUGCAAGAACGGCAAGUGCAUUCCCAAGCUGUGGAUGUGCGACUCCGACAACGAUUGCGGGGACGACAGUGACGAGCCGGCUUACAUGUGCCGACAAAGGAACUGCACGACCGGGUGGCAACGAUGUCCAGGUCACGCGAACUACCGAUGCAUUCCGAAGUGGCUGUUCUGCGACGGCAAAGACGAUUGUCGCGAUGGUUCGGACGAGCGUCCGGAGAACUGUCCGAAAUGCGAUCCCAGGAUGGACUUCAAGUGCGCCAAUAAUCGCUGCGUGCCGAAACAGUGGCUUUGUGAUUUCGCCGACGAUUGCGGGGACGGUAGCGACGAGAUGGAAGCGAUGUGCAAGGAUAAGUACCGCGAGUGCUCGGAAUCUGAGUUCAAGUGCAAGAAUGGCAAGUGUAUCGCGUCCAGGUGGAGAUGCGACAGCGAGGAUGACUGCGACGACAACAGCGACGAGGAAGACUGCCAUCAGUGGGUGUGCAUGUCUAAUAGUUUCCAAUGCAAGAGUGGUCACUGUAUCGCGUCGUACCUUCGUUGCAACGGGGUGCGCAACUGCCGCGACAUGAGCGACGAGAUCAACUGUCCAGCGAAGUACCCUGGCGGCAGGUAUUGCCCGCAAUCGCGAUUCCAAUGCGACAACAAUCUCUGCACCGCACUGACCGACGUUUGCGACGGUACCGAUGACUGUGGCGAUAAUUCCGACGAGGAACCCACCAUGUGCGCGAACUUCGAGUGCGACACUCACAGGCGGUUCCAGUGCGCGAAUCACAAGUGCAUCGCCAAGUACCAGUUGUGCGACGGGGUCGACAACUGCGGCGACGGCUCCGACGAGAAUAACAUGACGAUAUGUGUGAAACAGACGCGGCCCUGCAACCCGAUGUCGGAAUACACCUGUGCGAAUAAGAAGUGCAUCGAACGCGAGAAGCUCUGCGAUCUCGCGGACGACUGCGGCGAUUUGUCGGAUGAAUUAGGAUGCCAUCACGUUCAUCAUUGUUCGGCGACCGACCGCGGCGGCUGUGCUCAUCUGUGCCACAACACCACCGACAAGGGCUACAUCUGCGCUUGUUAUCCCGGCUAUAUAAUCUCGAAAGACAACCGAAAGCAUUGCGAGGAUAUCGAUGAAUGCCAAACCGGGCUGCAUCAAUGCUCUCAUAUUUGCACGAACCUGAACGGCUCUUACGCCUGCUCUUGCCGGCAAGGUUUCCAAUUGUCGGACGGUCACAGUGGUGUGUGCCGUGCCGAAGAUGACGACACCGUCGUACUGUUUGCCGAUGGCCCCGAAGUCAGAGCCUACGGUCUGCAAACCAAACAGGAAAUAGACGUGAUUGGCGACGAGAAGCAAGUGCAAGCCAUCGACUUCGACCCUAAAGCGGAGUAUGUUUUCUGGAUCGAUUCCUACGACAACACCAUCAAACGAUCUUACAUGGUGAACGCGAGGAAAGGCGAAGCGAAAGUUGGAUAUGCCCAGGACCUCAACAUGAAGACUGAGUCUAAGCCGACGAGUUUGGCGGUGGAUUGGAUCUCCGACAACUUGUAUUGGAGCGAAGUCGACGAGACAGGGGCCACUUUGCACGGUCGAGUCAUGGUGUCAAAGUCGGACGGCAGAUACCGACGUAGCCUGGUCACUGUGAAUCUCGAGCAACCAACAUCGGUAGCCGUGGAUCCCGAACGUGGGGAACUGUUAUGGGCUGAUGCGGGUAUUCAGCCGAAGAUCGAGAUUGCUUGGAUGGAUGGUGACAGACGUAAGAUGCUCGUGACGGAACGAAUCGCCAGUCCCUCGGCGCUGACCAUCGACUACGCCAUGGAGCACACGCUCUAUUGGUCCGACAGCAAAUUGGACACCAUUGAGGCGAUCAGUUUAGCCGGCAACAACAGGCGAAUCGUCCUGAGGGGUAGAUCCCUCAAGAAUCCAGUGGCGUUGGAUGUCUUCGAGAACAAUCUUUAUUGGACCACCAAGCAGACCGGCGAGCUCGUCCGACAAGACAAGUUUGGCAGAGGAGUGCCGAACGUUAUUAUCAAGAAUCUCCCUAAUCCCGGAGGCGUUAGGAUCUACCACCAGCUGAGAUACAACACUACUCUGAGAGACCCAUGCCACAACGAUCAGUGCACUCAUCUUUGCGUCGCAAUCCCCGGCGGACAUCGUUGUCUCUGCUCGGACAGCGUUGGUCCUCUUCAACGGCCUAUCAGAGACGAUAACGAGAGGCAUUGUGACGCUACUAAUGAGAGACCCUUGCCGGCACCCAGGAUAUGCCGUUGCCAAAAUGGCGGCCGGUGCCGAGAGGAGGACGAUAAGCUGGCGUGCAAUUGCCGUGAAGAAUUUCACGGUGAAUUCUGCGAAAUGGCGGCGGUCGCUGCCAUAGCAGGCGGAUCCACCGCUGCCAUAGUCAUUCCUAUAGUUGUGACUCUGCUGGUGCUGUUCGGCAUUGCUGCGGUCUUCAUGGUCCUGAAGAAACGGCCGUUCAGUAAGCCCGGUGGCUUGGGCAGUCUCACCGGCGCGCAAAGUGUCUCCUUCCGUCAAGGCAGCAACGUGGAGUUCGGUUCGGCCGCCCACGAAAGGAUGGAGCCCCUCGAUGUGGAAUACAAUCUCAAUGACGUCACCAAUAAGAAUCGAGACUUCAGCAAUCCAAUGUACGACGCGGUGAAUAUGGAGAGCGGCGCCACGAACGGUACUGGCGCCAGUAGCAUGUACGAAGCGCCGGCGGAGAUGAAGCCCUCCAGCGUGCAGCACAAAGAACUCCCGCAGCUGCAUCUAAAGAGGAGAGAGCUGGAUCCGACGCCCAUCGACUCGGGCAAGGACACCCAGCAACUGGUCGAGGAGGACAAGUCCGAAUGCUAGGACUAAUCCAUAUUUAGGGAUUCUUUCAUACCUAUCGUGCUUCGAGCUCGAAACGCAGAUCGAUAUGUUUCACGACUGUGGGUAAUAUACAGGGACACGACGCAAAUUAGCUCAUCAUUUUAACGCAAAGUACAGUGCGAAUUACCUACAACCGCUCGUUAUUUAUUAAGCAGGCGAGAUCGAACGAGAUUUAUUUUUUAACGUGUGGCGACUGAUUUGAGGUUCUGUCUUACGUUUAGCGAUCUCCGGAUAUGAACAUUUCGGGAUCUCCGAGUUCUCGGGAAUAAGAGGAUAAGAGGGAAAACCACUUGAGUGAGGAAAUUUGAGAAUGUGAUGGCAUUCUUGAAUUUAGAAUACAGGAAUUUUUGUAUAAUAAUUACGAAAGAUUCAAAUUUUUGCAUGUCCAGGUACCUAAGGUUCUUGACACACGUUUAGGCUGUUAACUUCCCGCAUCCCCAGACCUGAGGAUCUGUGGAACGCAGGUUCUUACAAAUCCGUAGGUCCUCCGAACCAAAAAUUGUGAAACUAGUUCCAGGAUCCUCGGAUCCUGGAGAUUAUAGGACAAUAGAAGAUGGACGACACGGGCGCGGUCGCGAAUCGAUAGUAUCAAUUUAACGGGGAGAGUACAGGAGGACGAAUUGCAAUAGACACGAUUUGAUUGUGUCAUUUUUUACUAGGUGUGAUUUGUAAGUCUUGUAAAUAUAAUUGCUAACAAAGUAUAAUGUUCAUGUUAUCCUUGUAUCAUAAAAAGACGCAACACAUUCCAUUCUCUCUCAAAGUUGCUGCUUGAAGUGUAGUGAUAGCACACUUCCAAUUGUUAGAACGUGUAUGUAUAUGUGUGUGUAUGCGUGCACGUGCGCGCAGUACUCGAAUUGGUACAUUCAAUUUCUUGAGAAGCCUCCGAAACGUCCACAGCACAUUUGCACACGUACGUCGAUACUUUGGGUUCGGUGUUAUGAAACCAAAUUUUAUCAAAUGAUGUUAGAUAGUUCUUCUGCUAUUUUAAAUCAUGAUUACUCGUAUAAAAAUUAUAAAAAAAAUGGAGUUUAAUAAUUUGAUAAUUUAAGUAUGUGUGUAUGUUCCAUUUUCUCAUCGGUGCAAAACCUCGAAUACUUCGUGUAUGCGUCAGAAUUAAUCCUCAACUACGAGAUGGUGGGGUCAAAUUUGACUUUUGUGAGAAUCUGUAAAAUCGCCAGUUUGUGAAAUUCAAAAGGAUUCGGUACCUGUUUUGUAUAAUUAAUAUUUUCACUACAUGUAUUUCUUUUUUUGUUUUUCCGUCUACUUUCAAUUAAAAUUUAAUGUAACUGUUUUCUCGGAGUUGGAAUUGAUCCUGCUAUAACAGUUGCAUUAUCGGGGUUGGGUUAUAGUAGUUGAGGAUUAAUGAUGUACGCGCACUCGUUUAAGAAGCUGUAUCUUUAGCGGAGUAUUUUAGUAAAGCGUGGCGUUAGACUUUUUUAUGUUGAAAAGUGACCUAUCUUGUUAUGAUGAGUAGAAGCGUGCAAGCCCAAGGAGCGAGAUAAACGCGUGUUUCGCGUAUGAGCGUUUUAUUAAAUGUUAUUCUUGUGGAUGUUAUUGCAGAACGAUCGAUUGUAUGACAUAAAUAAGUAUCUCUUCCGCGGCGUAUAUGCGCACAGAAUGUUUGCUCGGCCAACAUCAUUGUACAUUUUUCUAGAUUAUGUGGGGUACUUCUCCUGCAAAAAAAAAAUGACUAAAUUAAAAGGAAUCGACGGGAAAUUCAUUCUGUAAAAUCAACUCUCUAAUCUUUAAAAUCAUAGAUUUAUUUCAACAUUUUUGUAUUCCUUCCUAUUCUUUCCUAUCUUUUCCUGAGACGCUGGUGUUAUAUUAUGCACUUGACGCUUUUAUUUUUUCCUAUGAAAACCGUUAAAAUAAUGUGAAAAGAUAGCGAGUAAAAAAACAAAAAUGAUCGUUUUACUUUAAUUUAAAAUAUUGAUUAAUUCGAUCAGGUGAUCUCGACAGGUGAUUCUCACAAAAUGUCCUUUGUUCUAUCAUGAGAAAAGGAGUACGCAAUGUUUAAUGAAAACAAUUUUGGAUGUUGUAUGUCCGAUUAUAGCGAGGUGAUUAAUACAAAACAAGUUCCUAUUAAUUCCUUUUAAUGCAGUUAUAUUUCUUGCAGGUUCAGUACGCGUGUAAUUCUUCUUCCGCGUAAACUGUGAUUGCAGUGUAAAGUUCCUUGUAUCUUCUGAUACACGAUUUCCAAUUGUUAUGCGCGAAAAUUAGACAUUUUUUUCUAAAUUCUUGGAAUUUUCUAAAAUUCUUGGAAUCUUUCGAAAUCUCCAUGCAAGGUUGAGAAAAAUUUCAAGGAUUUCCCUUAGAUGUAAAGAAUUAGGAAUUUCAUCACUUUGUAAAUAUUAAACAGUUGAACCUCUCCGCUCUCGUACAAUACGAGGAAAAAGUGCCUUGUUCUUGAAUGAUGCAAGGAUAUUUGAUUUAUACUUAAAAAAAUUGGAAUAAUAAGAUAUGCUCGAUGUACAUACAUGUUUCGCGAAGUAAAGGAAGAGAAUUAUCGGCACUGACCCACGUUUCUCGUGCACACAGAUUAUUAUACAUAAAAAUAUAUAAAUAAAUAAAUAAAUAUA
Dinoponera quadriceps is the source of this 16842-nucleotide messenger RNA. RefSeq names its product low-density lipoprotein receptor-related protein 2 (gene mgl). NCBI's taxonomy places the organism in Eukaryota, Metazoa, Arthropoda, Insecta, Hymenoptera, Formicidae. The coding region runs from base 386 to 14245 and encodes 4619 amino acids. The record is from RefSeq and is a predicted model, not a curated record. The transcript has 29 exons. Gene Ontology annotation, molecular function: calcium ion binding; protein binding.